Messenger RNA from Panicum virgatum (switchgrass), 1224 nucleotides. Its product is annotated as protein FAR1-RELATED SEQUENCE 5-like. The transcript is spliced from 4 exons. Bases 1 to 1224 code for a protein of 407 amino acids. NCBI's taxonomy places the organism in Eukaryota, Viridiplantae, Streptophyta, Magnoliopsida, Poales, Poaceae. Gene Ontology annotation, biological process: regulation of DNA-templated transcription. The record is from RefSeq and is a predicted model, not a curated record.
AUGGCGCUGCUGCCCGGGUUGGAGCUUCUGCGGUGGCCUAAGGUGGCGCAGCUAGCCGGGUUGGAGCUUCUACGGCUACAGGCCAUGGUGUGGUGCCUUGCUGCUCGCUCGAGCCGUCAAGGGCUCAAGCAGCACGGUGCCGGCACUAUGGCGGGCGGCUCCAACAGGGACUGCUUGUCUGGCUGCCCCAGCUUCCUCCACCGUGCAGAGCCAGGUUUCUCUAUAAGGAUCGACACAUCCCGUGAGUCGAAGAAGGCUAAUGAAAAGACAAAGUAUAUCUAUGUUUGCCAGAAGGCUGGGGUCAACAAAAAAGAGAAGGUUGCUGAUGAUGGGCCAAUAACUGAGAAAAAGAUUGUGAGGCAAAGGCGUAAGGAUUAUGUAGAUAGGAUGCACUGCCCAGCUCGCAUGAUUGUGAGGAAGACAUCCCCUGGACACUGGGAGGUUGUGAACUUUGAAAGGGAGCACAACCAUGAGCGUUUAAGAAAAUUCUCGCUCACAAAAUACAUGAAGUCCCACAGAGACAUACCAGCUGAAGAGAAAGAGUUCAUCAAGUUGCUCCAUGGAUGCUGCAUCACGACAACUCGUGCUUACCAGAUAAUGGUUGAGUUGUGUGGAGGUAUUGAAAACUGUCCAUACACCGAAGGUGAUGCUAAAAAUUUGCGUGUUGAGUACCGCGCUGAAUAUAGAGGUAAAGAUGUGAAGGCGACGCUUGAGUACUUUGAAGAAUUGAAGAAGGAAGAUCCAGAAUUCUAUUAUAGUUACACUCUUGAUGAGUUUGACAGGGUUGAGAAUCUGUUUUGGGUGGAUGGUGCAGCAAGGAGAGCUUAUGAGCUGUAUAGUGAUUGUUUGUCCUUUGACACUACUUAUUUGACCAAUGCCUACAACAUGCCAUGUGCUCCUUUCAAAGGAAUUGACAGGAAUGGCAUAACAAUCCAGCUGGGUUGCGGCUUUCUGAGGAAUGAGAAGACUGAGGGUUUUGUCUGGCUGUUUACUAAAUUCAAGAAAGCAAUGGACGGCAAGGAUCCUGCAAAUAUAAUAACUGAUCAAGAUAUUGCGAUGAAGGCUGCUAUCGGAGAGGUAUUUGUCAGUUCAGUUCAUAGGAAUUGCCGUUGGCACAUUAUGGAAAAUGCUAGGAAGACAAUGGGUGCUUUCUUGGAUAGCAAGGGGGAUGGUUCGUAUGUUGCUGGUGCUAAGAUUGGGGACCCACCAAUAACAAAGAAGUAA